AUGUCGAAAAAGGUUAACGGGAAAAAUGUCAAAGAAGUCGAUGAUAUUCUCCGCAUAUUGUGUUCUGUCAGCUCUCCAGAUAUACCUUUGUUGCGGAAACUAUCAGUAUUGUUAAAGAAACACCCUCAAGCGUUCUCGAACCAAACCGGGAAAAUCGAAUCUUCGCUGCUCAGUUUAGUCGGUGUGAGAAAGUCGUCCUGUGAUCUUCAGAAAUCUAUUCACACGCACUAUUCUCAUCACGAUUCGUCACAAAACAAGGCCCUGCCUUUGGCCGCGGAAUGCUUCUCUUUGCUUCCCUCAUUAACAAAUCCACCGUAUCGGACUGACCGUUUUCUUGAUUUUCAGCUUAAGGUACUCUAUGCCCUUUCUGAAUCUUAUGCUACUGUGCUCCAACUUCUAAAAUUUUCUCAUAUUAGCCUAUCGUCUCUACGCGAUCACUUAUCUUCCAAGUGUAAACCUUUCAUUUCCCUAGGCUUACUCAAGCAAGAUGAGAUGCCUUCCCCGGAAUAUCUUCAACUCGUCCUUGCACGUAUAGAUUUCUUCACAGCUGUUCUUCGUUAUAUUUUUGAACCGAAAAUUGCUAUUGAAUGUGCUCUGUUCUUACCCAUGAUCACUGCUUUGUUCACUGCUAUUCUGAGUGUCGAGCUCACCUCACACGGGAAGACGACUUCUGCCCUCCUAUUACGCUCGAGCAGUUUGCUACACUGCUUGGCUUCUAUCUGCCAAUCCGUGGGGCUGAAGAUGAUCCCAGCCACCGUGUCAUUGCUGACUCUGAUGGUGUACCAGCUAGAGUGGACUGCAGCUUGGCGUGAACAAUCAAAAGUGACCGGGGGUUUGACUAAACAUCGUCUGGCCACAUACCGAUGUUUGCGGACUUUGGUUUCAGGGAUGAUAGAAUUAUCUUCAAGCCGAUUAGUAGCUCUGCUUCCCAGAAUUUUAGAUCAACUUGUGCAGGAUUUAGUUUACUGUUGUGGAGAUGAGUCCGGUUUCAUGUCUUCAGAAUCUGAUAGUUUUGAGUUCCGUGCCGCUUCUUGUGGACCUGAUUCAAAACAAGCAACUGCGUAUGGAUCAGUGAAUUGUCACAUGUUGUUGGCAGUGUUGGACGUGAUCACUCAUGUAUUUGAAUCAUCGGAACGAUUCAACUCUCCCGGCGAAUCCUUGCUACUGGGAUUGAGCCGGCUUCAGUUAUGCCUAAUACAUAUAAUGCGGCAUUUGACAUCAAGUUUCCUCAGCGGUCCUCAUUAUAAACAAAUGGAUUCAGCCCAUAAUGUUAUCACUCACCCGUCAGUUUUAACUGCUCUGCUAAAGGCCAGUCGCCACUUAUGCUCCGUUUCCAGUUCUCCCCAUUUGCACACUGUUUUUGAAACAUUUGCCAAUACAUUGAAAACCCAUUAUGAUCCACAGGUACGUGUCACGGCAUACGAACAGGGAAUGCUGUUGAAUACAUCCAAGUGCUCCACACAGCUAGUUUCUAUUUCAGAAGCACCGAAACCCGUCACGGAACCACUUAUAGUCAAGGAAGUAAUAAUGCCAUUGUAUGACUCCAAUAACAUUCCAAUGGAGAUGCCUAAAGAAUGCAAUACUGAAAAAGAAAUGUGCUCAUCCGAAAAAUCUCCAAAACGCCGUCGAAUGGAAUUUACGGAAGCUACUUCGGAUACAGUACAAGAGGUUGCUGUUACAACUAGUGCCAUUCAGUCUACCAUUGAUGCAUGCCUGUCCUCCUUUGAUCCAACAUUUGUUUGA
Messenger RNA from Echinostoma caproni, 1743 nucleotides. The record is from the annotation of a GenBank genome assembly. NCBI's taxonomy places the organism in Eukaryota, Metazoa, Platyhelminthes, Trematoda, Plagiorchiida, Echinostomatidae.